Molecule: messenger RNA, 3000 nt
Organism: Amborella trichopoda
Lineage: Eukaryota; Viridiplantae; Streptophyta; Magnoliopsida; Amborellales; Amborellaceae
Product: pectinesterase/pectinesterase inhibitor PPE8B
Biological process (GO): cell wall modification
Molecular function (GO): pectinesterase activity; enzyme inhibitor activity
Source: RefSeq, a predicted model, not a curated record
GAAAAAAUAAAAGGUCUAGAUAACUUGUUAUAAUAUACACUAUUUUUAGAAGUUGAAUCUAUUUAUUUUUCACAAUUAGACUGUGUAAGCCAAGAUGUCUAAUGAAUUACAAUUUUGGAUGAAUUAUGAUUUGAGGCUUUACUUAUUUUGAUGAGGCUGCAUCCCUAUCAAACCAAACCAUUUUCAAGACUUUAUUACUUGUAUCCCUCGGAGAGGGGUAAAGAUAAUAGUAAGUGUGGAACGCAUCCACAGAGAGGGCAGGGGGAGGGGCCGGGGCAGGGGCUGGGCCACUUCCCAAUGCCUCUUCACUUUCCCACUCACGCUUCCCUCCCUUUCCGGCAAAGAGAGGGAGAGAGAGUGUAAAACACAUGCAUAAGACUUUGGUAGGUUCAAUACCGUAUAUAUGUAUAUUAUGGAGAAGAGCAGAGCUGAGCUCAAAGCCCAGAGUGAGCUCCAUUGAACCCAUAUCCGAGAAAUGUUGUUCUUUGAAAAAGCGAGACACCCUUUGACUGAGUCCUAUUUUUUAUUACUCCCAAGUAACCAUGCAUAAUAUUUUUCUCUCUCUACUCUAAUGGAGGGACUCGUGAAAAGAAAGGCAUCUCUCUCUGUCUAUGGAUGCGGAAUUGCGUGCAACUAGCCGGGGAUGAGUGAGAGAAACGAGGUGUUGUUGAGAGUUGAGAAGAAGGGAUACAGUGCCGAGGAGAAAGGUGUUGAGAGUUGAGAAGAACGGGAUUUCAUUUUGAUUUUCGUUGAAAGGAGAAGCCUUUGUCCAGACCCUGUCCGUCCAACCGGAGGCAACGCCAGAUGCAAAAAGCAGCUCUUGUCACCAUUCAUUUCAUUUCACCCUCCACUUCGCUACUCAUAAGAGAGAGAGCCACCAACCAAUAGUAGACAGUCACCCUACCUGUGAAUCUCUCUUUUACCACUCACUGUCUGUAAUGGCUUAUUGUUGUAGCAGCAGCGGGGGCGGAGAUGUCAGCAACGACGAAAAUGGUGGCUAUGGAAGGCUACACAUGAAGAGCAAUCAGCCGCAGCAAGAAACAAAGGAAGAGGAUGUGGAGGAAGGAAGAAACAGCAACAAAGACAAUAUGGGAAGAGGAGCGCUGUUGGGGAGAAGGCAGAGGUGGAUGGUGGUGGGGAUGGCGGCUGUUGGUAUGGGUGUGGCGGUGGCCUGCCUUGCUGUGGGCGUGGUGAGGCUCGUCUCCCCUGACAGCAAUGGCAAAGCUUCUAGCAGCCCCACCAUACGCAAACUGUGUAGCUCCACCUUAUUCCCUGACACCUGCGAGAGCUCACUCUCUGGGUAUCCAGGGGCAGGUGCAGCUGACCCAUGGAAGCUGGUGGCUAUAUCGAUGAGGGUCGGCAUGCAAGGAAUGGCACAGGAGAUGGAGAGCGUCGAGAGGCUCCUCCUCCUCCACCAAUCAUCAUCACCACCAUCGAUUGCUGCGCUCAAUGACUGCAUCGAGCUCCUUGACAAGUCCAUGGACGCCAUAAACACCUCCCUCACCUUCUUCCUCAACUCUUUUGAUGAUGCCGAUGUCCGUACGUGGGCCAGUGCUUCGCUGACGUACCACUCCACCUGCCUCGAUGGUUUGCAGCAGCAGCAGCAGGGGAAUAUGAUGAUGGGCUUAGAGGAAGGGAACACGGUGACCCACCUCCUCAGCAACUCCCUUGCUCUACUAACUGCUCUGAGUGGAGGGGCCGGACCCUCCAAACAAGAGGAGGAAGGGCGGCAAUUGGAUUGGGUGGAAGAUGAUGGGUCAGCUGCCACGGAUGUAGUGGUGUCGAGGGAUGGGAGCGGGAACUACACCCGCAUCCAGGAGGCAGUGGAUGCUGCUCCUUGGGGUAUCAAUGGCAAGAGGAGGUAUGUGAUUGGGAUAAGGGCGGGGUUGUACGAGGAGAGCAUCAGCAUCCCCAAGAGGUUGACCAACAUUGUCCUGCUGGGCGACGGAAUCAACCACACCGUCAUCCGUCAGAGCAAGAGCCUCAGUGAUGGCGUCUCCAUCUAUGCUUCUGCAACUCUUGCUGUCAAUGGUGAUGGUUUCAUUGCUAAAGACUUGACAAUCGAUAAUGAUUCGGGUCCGGAGCAGAUGGAAGGUGUGGCUGUUCGGGUGAGUGCAGACAGGACGGCAUUCUUCAGGUGUUCCUUCAAGGGGAACAGGGGAACCCUCUAUACCCAUGCGCUGAGGCAAUUCUACAGGGAGUGCACCAUUUUGGGCACCUCCAAUUUCAUCUUUGGCAAUGCUGCUGCUGUCCUGCAGAAGUGCACCUUGAUUGGGUUAGCCCUCCCGCCCCUUAAUUCUUCGAAUUCAAAUCAGCAGAGCAUUGCCAUUGCUGGGCAAAUGAGGACGGACCCAGGCCAGAAUACAGGACUAUCCUUUGACAGGUGCAGCAUCGACUUCUCCUCAUCCCCCAUUUAUUUGGGAUGCCCGCACAGGAAUUAUUCUCGCGUAGCCUUCCUCCAAUCUCAUCUUUCGGCUGCUGUCGAUCCUGCCGGAUGGCUUCAGCCACCACCAUCGUCAUUGAUUGCACUCGAGAGAGUGGUGAUGGGGGAGUAUCGUAACCAAGGCCCUGGCUCUCAGAAAUUGAGGAGAGUGAAGUGGUCUACACAGUUGACACCCAAGCAAGCCUCUUCAUUGAGCGUCAAGGAGUUCAUAAACGGCAGCAAGUGGCUCCCAACCACUGGCAUCAGAUUUGACUUAUCCAUUUAAACUGACUCCCACUCCGCUAUGGCAAUGAGAGAAUGAGAGAGGGAGAGACACUGAUGCUCCUCAGUUUUUGUUCAUGGCAGCCGAGCCACAAUCGGUUUCCUUGCCUUUUCUUGCAUGGACCAAAAAAUCCCUCUCUAUGAGAGAGAGAGAGAGAGAGGAGUCUCAUAAUGCAUUUUUAGUUUCCAACCAAAUAGUAAUCCACACCGGUGAGGGAAUUUUGAAAACUCUCUACAUUCCCCAACCAGGUCGUAUGUAUAAAAAACAAGAGUAAUAGGUGUUUGAUUGCUUGAUU